AUCUGUUGCUCAGACCACACUAUUUUCAUUUAAAUAUUCUAUCUUUUCAGAAAGAAUGGAAUCUUUUCUUCAAAUGUAAUAUUUGUCAAAACAUCUUUUGCGUCAAAGUUGAAUAAAGUGAAUAACAAAGGAUUUUGAGGUCACGCUGUCCUUCUUAGUAACUAGAUUAGGCUGGUUGUUUGUUUGUGAAUAUGCCUGCAUUUCAAAACAAGAAGAAUAAUUUUUCUGUGGCUCUAAAAAUUCUCCAAAAUGCUGCAUAUUUCUUCAGACACAAGCUGCCCCAGAUUUUCAAUGAAGUGCAAACUUUUCUGAAUCUCAAUCAAUCUAACUCAUUCAAAGGAUUUCAUUUGUGCAAAAAUGACAGGUCGAUGCAUCAAAGAGCCACGCGUAAUCUUAUAAUGCCGUGCAUUACUGUAAAAACAGUAACAGCUAUACAGUUUUGAUGACUCCUGGUUAGUUCAGGUGGCUCUGAACCCCCUUUGCGCUGUCACGAUGAUGCGCUUCAACAGCAGCAAGCGCAAUUAUCUCCAUGCGCGCUGAGCGGUGAGUGGACAUCCCGCCUUCUGGGUGUUCGGACGUUUCACAGACGCCACAGAGAUGCGGACGCCUCUCCUAGUACUCUUGCUCGCCUCGUUCUUUUAUGAAUGCACAAGUUUCAGUUGCCCGAGGAUCUGCCGAUGUUCCUCCGAGACGAUAAGAUGCAAGCUCACAGCAGACGCGGGAAAGGACCAGCGGAACAAAAGACUGUUUCUUUAUCAUCUUUCUUUUAAAACUAUAUCAAGCCAUUCUUUUGAGGAUUUGAGAGAAGUUCAGAGGAUUGCGAUUGCUCAAAGUGUGACCCUGGAAACCAUUGAAGCGUUAGCAUUUAACAAUCUUCUCAACCUUUCUGAGAUUUCAAUUCAAAAUGCAAGGAGUCUGAAGCACAUUGACAGAAGAGCCUUCAACAACCUACCAAAUCUUCGCCUCUUGAGCAUCUUGAACACUGGAAUAACCCUCUUCCCUGAUGUUACAUCAAUCACUUCUUUCAAAGCAGACUUUAUUCUGGAAAUAUGCGACAACAUUCAUCUGCUUGAAGUGCCUCCAAACGCUUUCACUGGAAUGACUGAGGGUUAUGCUACAUUGAAUCUCUAUAACAACGGUAUCAGAGGAAUACACAACCAUGCCUUCAAUGGGACAAAGAUAGACAAGCUGGUGCUGAAGAAUAAUCGAAACCUUGAAAUGAUCCACAGAGAUGCUUUCCAAGGAGCCACUGGUCCGGAGGUCUUGGAUGUUUCUGCAACAGCUCUCACAAGGUUACCUGCUCACGGACUGGAGUCGGUUCUGGUGCUGUUCGCUCAGUCAGCGUACGAUUUGAAAAGGUUGCCUCCCCUGAAGGGAAUAGGCAGCCUCCGAGAGGCCCAUCUCACCUACAAUAGCCACUGUUGUGCCCUUCUGAGCUGGAGCCCUCACAGAGACUUCUCAGCUACAGCUCCAUGGGAUAAUUUUUCUACAUCUUGUAAAGAAGGGAAUCCAUCAACAAGAUUUCAGAGGGUUAUCGGAGACACAGGCGACACACCUCCGCUUGGGGGCUGGGCGUUUUAUUCUGAAUCUGACCUACAAGACACCGCCUUCCAAGAUGUGGAUGACCUCUAUUCUCAGCGUUUGGACUUCUGCCGCUCAAUCAUCUGCACGCCUGAAGAGGAUGCCUUCAAUCCCUGCGAGGACCUUGCCGGGUUCAGUUUUCUCAGAGUUGCUAUUUGGUUCAUCAACAUACUCGCUAUCACAGGCAACCUGAUGGUGCUGCUGGUUUUCUUUACCUGCCGAAAUAAGCUAACUGUGCCUCGCUUCCUCAUGUGCCACCUGGCCUUUGCUGACCUCUGCAUCGGUGUCUAUCUUCUGGUGAUUGCUACGGUAGACCUGAGGACUCGUGGUCAUUACAGUCAACACGCCAUCGAGUGGCAAACCGGGCCUGGCUGUAAAGCUGCAGGCUUCCUGUCUGUGUUUGGCGGUGAGCUGUCAGUCUACACGCUGUCCACCAUCACCUUGGAGCGCUGGCACACCAUCACCAACGCUCUGCAUGUAAAGCGCCAUCUGGUCCUGACAAAGGCUGCAGGUAUAAUGGCAGUGGGUUGGUUUCUGUGUUUGGGGAUGGGGAUGCUGCCCCUGGUUGGCGUCAGCAGCUACACCAAAGUCAGCAUGUGCUUACCCAUGGACAUAGAAACCCCUCUAGCGCAGAUUUUCAUCAUCAUCAUCCUGCUCCUCAAUGUGGGGGCCUUCAUCAUCGUGUGUGUUUGCUAUGUGCUUAUUUACUUGGCUGUGAAGAACCCAGAGGUCCCUGAAAGAAGCGCGGACACCAGGAUAGCAAAACGAAUGGCAGUACUCAUCUUCACCGACUUCCUCUGCAUGGCACCCAUCUCCUUCUUUGCUAUUUCUGCUGCCUUUAAGUUACCUCUCAUUACCGUCACCAAUUCCAAGAUUCUGUUGGUUCUCUUCUUCCCCAUCAACUCGUGCGCCAACCCCUUCCUGUAUGCUAUUUUCACCAAGGCCUUCAGAAGCGACGCCUAUCAGCUCAUGAACGCAAUGGGAUGCCGUAAAAGCAAUGCCAACAUUUGUCAAUGGAAGGCCUGCUGCUCUGAAAAUGCAAUAAAUAGCAAAUUGAGAUCCAAUAAUAAAGAAGCGCAGACUGGAAUGAACAUGGCUCCCAUAUCACAUCAGGAUCUGCAACCUAAGGAUGAGCAGGAGAUAACCUGAAGACAGAAAGGGACAAGAAUAUCGGGACAUGAAUGACCACUGGGGGUUGGGAAAUGUUUUGUUUUUAAAGGGAUUCCUUAUUUGAUACUCCACUGUUAAAGACUUACUAUUUUUAUAGGUUACUAUUUAAAACAUGAAUGUAAUCCUCUGAUACAUGAUGGAUUUCUUCUCUGUCAGAUCAAAUACCAUGCAAGUUUACAAUGAAAUACUAGAAGUUCAUUAUUCAUGAACCUUCUUGUUUAUCAGAUCUACAAUGCCUUGCAAAGGAGAUUUGCUAAUUUUGUCAUGGUUAGACUUAGAACUCAAAUGCAUUGACUGGAUGAGCUGCAGAAAUCCACAGUAAAAGCUUUCCACAGAAAGUGGGGGAUUCACAUGAGGAAGAAGAUGCUCUGAUGAUAUGAGACCAAAACUGAUCUUACUGUGAAACAACGUGGUGGCCCUUUUGAAAAAAAAAAACUUUUCCAAGUACUACGAUGGUACUUUUACUUGAGUUUUAUUAUGAAGUAUUGCUACUCUUACCUGAGUACAAUUUCUGGAUACUGUAUAGCAGAAAUCUCACUUUUUGUUUAAAUCAAAAAAUCACCAGACACUGGCACACAUCUGCAGUGUUUGUUAAAGUUCUAUAAGUUUUAUAUAGAAAGAAACUGAUUUGGAAAAAUGUUUAUUUUCCCUGAUUUUUGUU
This is a messenger RNA of Poeciliopsis prolifica (blackstripe livebearer), 3412 nucleotides long. It is a transcript of the gene lhcgr, whose product is annotated as luteinizing hormone/choriogonadotropin receptor. The transcript is spliced from 11 exons. The record is from RefSeq and is a predicted model, not a curated record. Gene Ontology annotation, molecular function: luteinizing hormone receptor activity; thyroid-stimulating hormone receptor activity. Gene Ontology annotation, cellular component: membrane. Bases 598 to 2730 code for a protein of 710 amino acids. NCBI's taxonomy places the organism in Eukaryota, Metazoa, Chordata, Actinopteri, Cyprinodontiformes, Poeciliidae. Gene Ontology annotation, biological process: ovarian follicle development; ovulation cycle process; luteinizing hormone signaling pathway.